AAAAAAAGAGCAAAAAAAGAGAAAGAGAAAGAUAGGGUGGACAAAAAAAUUGGUGUUCUUCUCUCUCUCUUACUUACAUAGUCCGGGACAAAAUCUGAUGUGAUUCUGGAAUUUUCUUGUUUGUUCCGUGGUGUAUAUCUUCGAAAGGGAUCCUUUUCGUUCAAGGACGGUGUACCAAAAAUAAGAUUAAUCGAUCGAUAAAUAGAUACAUUUAAACUGAUAUAUUAUUACGAUUGAAUGAAAAUAAGUGAUUUGUUGAUGAAUUAUUUUAAAGAGAAGUGAGAGAAAAGAGAGUGGAAGAUAUAUUAACGUUUCUUCCUGCCGGGCAACAGCAGCCGGGAGCAUCAGGGUGAAGAGGUGGGAGCCAUGCCGCCCGGGCUGAACUUCCCUCGAGGCAACCAGCAGGAUCGUCGAGCUACCGCCUUCCUGUCCUUCGAGACUACCAGCUGUGGUUUCUGAUCGCCUCCAUUGAGGUGAGAAGCUGUGGAUUGUCGUGGUAUACUUUCGGCCCCAGGAGUGGCCCGGGGGUGGUUACCCUGGGGACCUCGUCGGGGAAGAGAUUGGACUGGAAGGAGAGGAAGUGGCUGAGGAAGCAAAAAAAGAAGAAGAAGAAGGGGAAGAAGAAAACGAGGAGUGGAGGAGGAGAGCGCUAUGAACGCCAGCGUCAACAUCGAGAGGAACUCCUGGCGGCUGCCUCCCGACGAGACCGUCCAGGUCGCUGAUCCCCGAUCGAAAUCAGCACAGGUAAAAGAGGAUCUGACGUACGCCGAGGGCGGUCACAAUUGGCGAAGCAUAGUUUUUUCUCUUCUUGUCAUCGGCUUCGUUAUCGCCGGGAUCGUCACGGCUAUUUACCUUCUGGGGUACGUUGAUGAGCUUCUUUAUUGGAGUGGAAGGCGUCUUACGCUGGACGAGUGCCUUCGUGAUGACCUGACACCUCAUAGGUUACCACCAGCUUGGGUAUCCCAUGACAAAUUCGUCUACCAAGCGGAUGAUGGUUCACUCACUCUCCUAGACACCAGUAACAACACUGUGUCCCUUUUGGUCUCUAAUCACACGCUCAGGCAGCUGAACGUCCAAGGCUACCAAUGCAGCUCAGAUUUGCGUUACGUAUUGUUCAAGCACAAUGUCAAGCCGGUAUUCAAAAACACCUUCACCGCUCACUACACAGUCUACGACGUUACGAACGACCAUCAUACACCCCUUCGUCUCCAUGCCUCGAGAAGGGUACAACCGUCGAGACUUCAGCACGCUACUUGGUUGGGUAAUACAACGGGUCUCGUGAUGAUCUCGGACAACGAUAUUUAUCUUAGGAUAGCUCCAUCAGCGAUGGAAGAUACACGACUGACGGAUACGGGUGUUCCUGACGUUAUAUAUAAUGGUGUACCUGAUUGGUUAUAUCAAGAAGAAGUGUUGCCUAGACCAGAAGCAACGUGGCCGAGUCCUGAUGGCACGCAUAUCCUUUUUGCUUCGUUCAACGACACCAAAGUUACAGCCUUGCAAUUCCCUUGGUUUGGUACUCAAUCAGGUCAAGAAGGAUCUGCGUCAACUCCACUCGGAGCACCUCGACGUGCCACCUUUCCACCAUAUAAAUCCAUAAGAUACCCAACCCCUGGUUCAUCCAAUCCCGAAGUCGAUUUGUGGUUAGUAGAAGUGAACAACACAAGUAAUUCGACUAAUGGAACUACUAGUCCGCCGGCUUGCACGAAGACUAAACUUGAGCCACCACCUGUCUUGGAUGGACAAGAAUACUAUCUGAUAUCGGCCGGAUGGGUUGGUGUUGACGCGUCUCAAAUUGCAGUGGUCUGGAUGACCAGAUCUCAAAAUCUGUCACUAGUUUCGGCGUGUCGUGCACCUCUCUGGAAGUGCGAGGAAACCCAUUCGGAGAGGGCACCGGAGGGUCAAUGGUUGGACGCCCAACCGCAUCCAAUUUUCGCUCCAGACGGUGAUAGUUUCCUGCUGCUUGCGACUGUCCAGGAAGGUGACAAGGAACAUUUCACGCACAUAAAGCACGUUACGUUAACGCAGCAGAGGAUAGCUGUUUUAUCCCAUGGUCGUUACGAGGUGAGCGAGAUCCUAGCGUGGGACACCAAAGCUCACCUGGUAUACUAUCUGGGUACCAGGGAACGAAGACCUGGACAAAGGCAUCUUUACGUGGUACGAGAUCCAACUGCCGAUGAUCCUCGUCGUUUGGAGCCUUUAUGCGUUACUUGUGACCUUGGUGAGGUUCUCUGGAGUAGUAGAUUUUAUUACACAAAUUGCACUCACUUCGGUGCCUCCGUAAGUCCUGCGAAAACCGUCGACACACAGGGUUACUAUGUGCUUUAUUGCGAAGGUCCUGGCUUGCCGUUAGCCGCUGUGCACAUGAUGUCAUCUCAUAAAAUGAUACGCGUACUCUAUGACACGCGUAUUCAACGUGCCGAUAAACUUUCGCAGCUGGCGUUGCCGACGAGAAGGAGUUUCGAGGUGCCGUUGCCUCAAGGUUGGAAGGCGCAGGUGCAGUUGCUCCUGCCACCUUCCUGGCGUGAGGAAUUGAGAGACGCAGCAUUUCCAGUAUUGGUCGAGGUCAAUGGUCGGCCUGGAAGUGAAGCAGUAACUGAUAGAUUUAAAAUAGACUGGGGUACAUAUAUGUCGAGUCACAACGAUGUGGUUUACGUUAGACUCGAUGUUCGUGGUGCGAGGGGACAGGGGAAAAAGGAUCUUUUCCGUAAAAUCGGAGGUGUUGAGGUUCAAGAUCAGCUGACGGUUCUUAGGCAUCUUUUAAAGACGCACAAAUAUUUGGACGACACCAGAGUUGGUGUUUGGGGAUGGGGUUACGGUGGUUACGUUACUGCCAUGGUAUUAGGAAGUCAAGAAAAUGUCUUCAAAUGUGGUGUCGCCGUCAAUCCAAUUGCCGAUUGGCUCUAUUACAAUUCGGCCUUUACGGAGCGAGUUCUCGGUGCACCAGCUGAGAACUAUAAGGGUUACGUAGAGGCUGAUUUGACUCAAAGAGCGAGAUUAGUGCCGAGUCAUAGUCUUUAUCUUCUUCAUGGUCUAGCAGACCUAACAGCGCCUUAUACGCAUGGCGUUGCCUUUGCCAAGGCUUUGUCUGAAGCGGGAGUCAUCUUUAGGUACCAGAGUUAUGCGGACGAGGAUCACGCUUUAACAGGUGUGCUCGAACACGCUUAUCGUUCUAUGGAGGACUUUCUCGCCGAGUGCCUCGCCUUGGAUGCCUCCUAGUGCCUCAAGCCGAAUACUCCCUUGUUGUCGUUAGUGCGCCUACUUCUAAUAAAUCCAAGGAUAAACAUUAAAAUGCGAUCAACCUGGCGAUUAGAAGAUGAUCGUGCUGAAGAAAGAAGCUUCGAAAGCUCGCGAACGUACAACGGUUUAUCGUUCGAAAAUAAUAAUAAUAAUAAUAAUAAUAAUAGUAAUAAUAAUAAAAUUAAUAAUAAUAAUAAUAAUA
Molecule: messenger RNA, 3439 nt
Organism: Polistes canadensis
Lineage: Eukaryota; Metazoa; Arthropoda; Insecta; Hymenoptera; Vespidae
Product: inactive dipeptidyl peptidase 10
Exons: 14
Coding region: 652-3216 (854 amino acids)
Biological process (GO): proteolysis
Molecular function (GO): dipeptidyl-peptidase activity; serine-type peptidase activity
Source: RefSeq, a predicted model, not a curated record